Liolophura sinensis is the source of this 5496-nucleotide messenger RNA. RefSeq names its product cytochrome P450 3A24-like. Gene Ontology annotation, molecular function: oxidoreductase activity, acting on paired donors, with incorporation or reduction of molecular oxygen; heme binding; iron ion binding. The transcript is spliced from 14 exons. Bases 51 to 1616 code for a protein of 521 amino acids. Lineage: Eukaryota; Metazoa; Mollusca; Polyplacophora; Chitonida; Chitonidae. The record is from RefSeq and is a predicted model, not a curated record.
ACUCUUUCUGCCCUGGGUUGUAGAUCGUGCACGCUCGUCGAUUCAUCACCAUGGAAAUACUAGGCCUGGUUGACAUCCCGCUGUGGUUUCUAAUACUCCUGACACUAACAGUCCUGUUUUAUUUCUAUUCAACGGCUAAUCAUGGCAUGUUCCCAAAGAUGGGUGUGAAGGGUCCCAAACCAAUCCCAGUGUUCGGCAAUAUGCACGAAAUUGUGAGAAAGGGCAUUAUUGAGGCUGAGUCAGAAUGGGUGAGACAGUUCGGACGAGUAUAUGGGAUCCAUGAAGGCCAUUACCCACUGCUGAUAGUUGGAGACGUGGAGAUGCUCAGAGACAUCACUGUCAAACACUUCAACAACUUCACCAAUAGACGGGAUCUGAGUGUGAGGAAAUACGGUCAACCCGUUGCUACACGACAGUUCCUUACGGCGCAAGCGGACGAUGACUGGAGACACAACCGUAUAACCUUAUCGCCAGCUUUCAGCACUGCUAAGCUUAAAAGGAUGUAUGACAAUGUUAGCAAGGCGGCACAGAACUUGGUGAAAACUGUCAAACCAUUGGCCGACAAAGGAGAACCAUUCGAUGUUAAAGAACUUGCAAACGGCUAUUCUAUGGAAGUUAUAGCUUCCAGUUUAUUCGGCUUGGAUGUCGAUGCGACUACGGCCCAAUCUUUCACCACUUAUGCUAGGAAAUUCUUCGAGGGUUCUCUCUUGAAUCCCCACUUUCUAGUGGCGUUUUUUAUGCCGUCCCUCCUUCCUCUGAUCGGAUUGUUCAAGGUAUCAAUGGUACCGGCUGACUCGAUGGUUUACUUCACAAAAUUGGUUCAAAACGCCUUGAAGGAACGAAGAAAUAAUCCCAAGGAGUUCGUGGACUUUCUGCAGAUUAUGGUGACUGCGGAAAACCAGGCCCGUGACCACACAGCUCACGUGGACGAUCACCCGGACAACGUGAUUGACUCUACUCAUUGGGUGGACAAGAGAAAAGGGCAAGGUCUGACCGAUGAUGAAAUUUUGGCCCAGAGUAUCACGUUUCUGGUGGCCGGAUUUGACACCACGGCGACAUCCCUGACCUAUGUCCUGUACAAUUUGGCCUUAAACCCAAAAUGUCAAGACAAACUGAUCGCAGAGAUUGACGAACAGUUCCCUGGUGGAACUCUACCAAGUUACGACUCCCUGCAAGACCUCCAGUAUCUAGAUAUGGUCAUCUGUGAAAGCUUGCGACUGAACCCACCGGUUGCAAGGAUGGAUCGUGUGUGUAACAAGACUACAGAAGUCCAUGGUUACAAGAUACCGGAGGGGAUGGGCAUAGCUUUGCCUAUUUACAACAUUCAUCAUGACCCGGAGUACUGGCCCGACCCGGACAAGUUUGAUCCGGAAAGGUUCAGCCCAGAGAACAAAAAGACCCAUCGACCCCUCCAGUGGCUGGCUUUUGGUUACGGUCCCCGGAGCUGUAUUGGCAUGAGGCUGGCAAUGAUGGAGAUGAAGCUGGGACUUGUUCAGCUACUACAGAGAUACCGAUUUGUCCCCAACAACAAAACCGUGCCCUUGAGGUUUGGGUCAAACUUUAUGCUGACUAAGACAAAAGAUGGGGUAUGGCUGACGGCGCAGAACAGGAAGUAGAAAAAAAUCACUGUCAGUAAAAUGUAAUGAAAAAAAGUCCGGAUCUAUGGGAUAACUUGCUGGCUUUAAUCAGUACGGGGAAACAGUUUGCCAUAGCCAAGUAAACUCUUGGUCAUCAGAAUGAAUCAAUUUUAAAUGAGCUGACAUUACGGAGGAUUUCCGUCAUGCGAACGGCUGUGCUCUAAAAUACAAGUAAUUAGUGAAUAAAUUAUAAUUUAUCUGGAUGGUAGACAGCAUGGAUUUUUUUCACAAUACCUGUCGAUGUUCCCACGUCAGCAGCUCUUUAACAACACAACGCACACACAUACUUGCGUACUGGUCGAUAAAAAUUGAUCCGCAGUUACAACAGCGUCGAAGAAAACACCACAGUUUUGAUAGGAUUUGAUUACAACAGAAAGAACCUCCUCUAAGACGUAUAAUAGUUUAGACAGUAGUUUGCAGUGAGCGGUUAGCAGUUCAAGGGGGGACCAGUCAUUAUUUUAAUAAAAAGUACUAUUCAUUACUACUACACCUACAGAAUUCAAACUUGGUGUGUUAAUGACACCGAAUGCGGGCGAUCAUCCGAAUUACAACACCAAGGGGCGCUUCUGCAAAUAACUGUCAAGUCCAUCAAUAUUACACCUACGGACUUCAAACUUGGUAUAUGAAUGAUACUUAAUGUGGGCUAUCACGUGAUAUACAUAUUCGAUCUGAAUUACAACACCGGGUAUCACAUGAUAGACCGCAUUAAGUGUCAUUUACAUUCCAGGUUUUAAGUCUGUAAGUGUAGUAUUAGUGGAGAUAAUGACCCGAUAGUUGUUCAGACAGUGAUUCACAAAAGUGAUUCACCUGGUGUUGCGGUAUGAUUUGUCUAACUCUACAUGUGGUAUGAAAUGGUGUUCCUCUUAUACCCAUUCGUGCCUCACAUAGUGUUGCGGUAUGAGUUGUCUAAUUCUACAUGUUGUAUGAAAUGGUGUUCUUCUUAUAACCAUUCGUGCCUCACCUGGUGUUGCGGUAUGAGUUGUCUAAUUCUACAUGUGGUAUGAAAUGGUGUUCUUCUUAUACCCAUUCGUGCCUCACCUGGUGUUGCGGUAUGAUUUGUCUAAUUCUACAUGUGGUAUGAAAUGGUGUUCCUCUUAUACCCAUUCGUGCCUCACAUAGUGUUGCGGUAUGAGUUGUCUAAUUCUACAUGUUGUAUGAAAUGGUGUUCUUCUUAUACCCAUUCGUGCCUCACCUGGUGUUGCGGUAUGAGUUGUCUAAUUCUACAUGUGGUAUGAAAUGGUGUUCUUCUUAUACCCAUUCGUGCCUCACCUGGUGUUGCGGUAUGCUUUGUCUAACUCUACAUGUUGUAUGAAAUGGUGUUCUUCUUAUACCCAUUCGUGCCUCACAUAGUGUUGCGGUAUGAGUUGUCUAAUUCUACAUGUUGUAUGAAAUGGUGUUCUUCUUAUACCCAUUCGUGCCUCACCUGGUGUUGCGGUAUGAGUUGUCUAAUUCUACAUGUGGUAUGAAAUGGUGUUCUUCUUAUACCCAUUCGUGCCAUCUCCUGGUGUUGCGGUAUGAUUUGUCUAACUCUACAUGUUUUAUGAAAUGGUGUUCUUCUUAUACCCAUUCGUGCCACACCUGGUGUUGCGGUAUGCUUUGUCUAACUCUACAUGUUGUAUGAAAUGGUGUUCUUCUUAUACCCAUUCGUGCCACACCUGGUGUUGCGGUAUGAUUUGUCUAACUCUACAUGUUGUAUGAAAUGGUGUUCUUCUUAUACCCAUUCGUGCCACACCUGGUGUUGCGGUAUGAUUUGUCUGAUUCUACAUGUGGUAUGAAAUGGUGUUCUUCUUAUACCCAUUCGUGCCUCACAUAGUGUUGCGGUAUGAUUUGUCUAACUCUACAUGUUGUAUGAAAUGGUGUUCUUCUUAUACCCAUUCGUGCCACACCUGGUGUUGCGGUAUGAUUUGUCUAACUCUACAUGUUGUAUGAAAUGGUGUUCUUCUUAUACCCAUUCGUGCCACACCUGGUGUUGCGGUAUGAUUUGUCUAAUUCUACAUGUGGUAUGAAAUGGUGUUCUUCUUAUACCCAUUCGUGCCUCACCUGGUGUUGCGGUAUGAUUUGUCUAACUCUACAUGUGGUAUGAAAUGGUGUUCUUCUUAUACCCAUUCGUGCCACACCUGGUUUUGCGGUAUGAUUUGUCUAACUCUACAUGUGGUAUGAAAUGGUGUUCUUCUUAUACCCAUUCGUGCCACACCUGGUGUUGCGGUAUGAUUUGUCUAAUUCUACAUGUGGUAUGAAAUGGUGUUCUUCUUAUACCCAUUCGUGCCACACCUGGUGUUGCGGUAUGAUUUGUCUAACUCUACAUGUGGUAUGAAAUGGUGUUCUUCUUAUACCCAUUCGUGCCUCACCUGGUGUUGCGGUAUGAUUUGUCUAACUCUACAUGUUGUAUGAAAUGGUGUUCUUCUUAUACCCAUUCGUGCCACACCUGGUGUUGCAGUAUGAUUUGUCUAACUCUACAUGUUGUAUGAAAUGGUGUUCUUCUUAUACCCAUUCGUGCCUCACCUGGUGUUGCGGUAUGAUUUGUCUAACUCUACAUGUUGUAUGAAAUGGUGUUCUUCUUAUACCCAUUCGUGCCUCACCUGGUGUUGCGGUAUGAUUUGUCUAAUUCUGCAAGUGGUAUGAAAUGGUGUUCUUCUUAUAUCCAUUCGUGCCACACCUGGUGUUGCGGUAUGAUUUGUCUAAUUCUAAAUGUUGUAUGAAAUGGUGUUCUUCUUAUAUCCAUUCGUGCUCACCUGGUGUUGCGGUAUGAUUUGUCCAAUUCUACAUGUCAUAUGAAAUGGUGUUCUUCUUAUACCCAUUCGUGCCUCACCUGGUGUUGCGGUAUGAUUUGUCUGAUUCUACAUGUCGUACGAAAUGGUGUUCUUCUUAUACCCAUUAGUGCAAUCGAUUCAACAAAUUGCACCGUGUGAAAAGGCCUUUACCAAGACAGCAGUAGUUUAUUUAUCUCUGAAGAGAAUGCUACGUAGUCUGAGAACAAGAUAUGCAAGUAUUGCAUGAUAACUGUUGUGUGUUCUUCUUACUUUAUUUAGUAAUCCAAUUUUUUGGACAUUAUUUUUACAAUUGUGUAUAAUCAUCGUUCGUUGUUUAAGCCUAGGCUAUCUGUUAACUACAUUAAAUUGUAACUUGGCAUUAUAUAUAUAUAUAUAUAUAUUUAUAUAGACUAUGUAGGGAGUUUUUGUUAGCUAACCCAUAUAGAAUUCAUUACAAUAUAUGUUUAUGUAGGUACGUCGAUUUCUUGUGUGUCUUCAAAUCUUGUACAGAUUACAAUAAGAUUUGUGGUUAAAAAAAACUGGAAAUAAUAAAGUUACUUUGUGUUUGUACUUUUCAAGUUUGUGUUCAGGUUUUGAUGCACCGUAAAGUUGAGUACAGAGAAGAGCUAUACAUUCAAGCUAGAACAAGAAAUGGCUACCCAGUAUCUAAAUUCUACCUUUAUUUAUCCACUCUAGCUCCCAACAGGUGCGACUUUGUGUGGAAGAAGCAUUUAUUUAAACAACAAAGGAAACGCUGGAAAAGUACUUGCAAGUUCUAUCUUCGUUAAGUGGAUGGAAAAGGGGUGUCUGUUGUGUUAAUAAGUGCUCUGUAGAGUACAUAUGCCAUUAGGAACAACGGAAAAGGACUUACAGGAAACAUGCCACCAGUAUGUUUAGCUUAUGCUCUCUGCUUUGUGUUAAAAUGGGAGAGGGUGGAUUAUAGGGGACUUACAACAUUGGGGGCAUCAGCACAGGAAAGACAGGAAAUGUAUCACAAAGUAUAAGAAAGGAGACACAAAGAGUAUACAAUUGUCUUUGAUCUAUCAUAUUAUUCAAAUCUGUGAUGUGUUUCAUGACUUCAUCUUUUACUGUAAAAUAAUUAGAUCUCA